Molecule: messenger RNA, 1583 nt
Organism: Caenorhabditis auriculariae
Lineage: Eukaryota; Metazoa; Nematoda; Chromadorea; Rhabditida; Rhabditidae
Source: the annotation of a GenBank genome assembly
AUGAGUCUUAGGUUUCACGGUUUUCAGUUUUGCUCUAAUUAUACCACUUUUCAAUCGUGGAUCUUCAAUAUUCAUACACAACACAUACUUUUCGAAAUUUUUUAUGAAAUUUUGUCACUAUAAUCACCAAAAGAUUCGAACUUUGAUUUGCAGGGCCUGCGCUGGUGACCAAGCCCGAUGGAUCUCCACUUCCAACUGACGCCAGUGGAAACUUCGUCACAGAAGAAGGCAUAAUUGUUGAGAAGGACGACGAAGGCAAACCUCUCGGUCCUGACGGCCAAGUACUGCCAACAGACUCUGCUGGAAACUACAUCUUCCCUAUCAUUGGUCCAGAUGGCAGCGUCUUGCCAACAGAUGAGAACAAGAAGCCAGUUUAUCCUGUAGUCGGACCUGAUGGAACUCCUUUGCCGACAGAUGCCAGCGGAGCUGCAAUCGGAGUUGAUGGAAAACCAAUCCCAACAGAUUCAGCCGGAAGACCUCUUGGAGAAGACGGUUCUCCUCUUCCAACUGACGCCUCGGGCAACUUCGUCAACGUCCCUUCGGCGACUGAAACGAGCAAAAGUCUUGCCAACUGAUGAAUCUGGAAACGUCAUCUAUCCUAUCACCAAGCCCGAUGGAUCUCCACUUCCAACUGACGCCAGUGGAAACUUCGUCACAGAAGAAGGCAUAAUUGUUGAGAAGGACGACGAAGGCAAACCUCUCGGUCCUGACGGCCAAGUACUGCCAACAGACUCUGCUGACAACUACAUCUUUCCUAUCAUUGGUCCAGAUGGCAGCGUCUUGCCAACAGAUGAGAACAAGAAGCCAGUUUAUCCUGUAGUCGGACCUGAUGGAACUCCUUUGCCGACAGAUGCCAGCGGAGCUGCAAUCGGAGUUGAUGGAAAACCAAUCCCAACAGAUUCAGCCGGAAGACCUCUUGGAGAAGACGGUUCUCCUCUUCCAACUGACGCCUCGGGCAACUUCGUCAACGUCCCUUCGGCGACUGAAACGAGCAAAGUCUUGCCAACUGAUGAAUCUGGAAACGUCAUCUAUCCUAUCACCAAGCCCGAUGGAUCUCCACUUCCAACUGACGCCAGUGGAAACUUCGUCACAGAAGAAGGCAUAAUUGUUGAGAAGGACGACGAAGGCAAACCUCUCGGUCCUGACGGCCAAGUACUGCCAACAGACUCUGCUGACAACUACAUCUUUCCUAUCAUUGGUCCAGAUGGCAGCGUCUUGCCAACAGAUGAGAACAAGAAGCCAGUUUAUCCUGUAGUCGGACCUGAUGGAACUCCUUUGCCGACAGAUGCCAGCGGAGCUGCAAUCGGAGUUGAUGGAAAAACCAAUCCCAACAGAUUCAGCCGGAAGACCUCUUGGAGAAGACGGUUCUCCUCUUCCAACUGACGCCUCGGGCAACUUCGUCAACGUCCCUUCGGCGACUGAAACGAGCAAAAGUCUUGCCAACUGAUGAAUCUGGAAACGUCAUCUAUCCUAUCACCAAGCCCGAUGGAUCUCCACUUCCAACUGACGCCAGUGGAAACUUCGUCACAGAAGAAGGCAUAAUUGUUGAGAAGGACGACGAAGGCAAACCUCUCGGUCCCUGA